CGCAUUUUCUGAAUAUCUUGAGGCGGGCUUUAAGGUUUAAAAUACGUUUGUCUUAAGCUACCAAUUUAUGAUUAAAGGUAUUAUUUUUUUAAAUUUAGCAAUUGUGGAAUUUAUGCAAGAAUUGCCCUUCUUUGGUUGAAAUGUCUUGUUUCGACAAACUGACAAUAUCUGGCAUACGAAGUUUCGGACCUAAUCAAGAUGAGAAAGGUGUUAUUAAAUUCUCAUCACCAUUAACAUUGAUUCUUGGAGAAAAUGGUUGUGGUAAAACCACCAUAAUUGAAGCACUGAAGUUUGCUUGUUGUGGUGAAGUUCCACCAUCAACAAAUAGAGGGUCUGGUUGGGUACAUGAUCCAAAACUUACACCUUUUGCUGAGACUAAAGCUCAAAUUAAUUUGAAAUUGCGAGAUGUUAAGGGGGAAGUAAUGAGUGUUCUUAGACUUAUGACAGCAACCCAAAAACAGAAGAAAUCAGAGUUUAAAAGUUUAGACCAAACUAUUAAUAGGUUGGACCGUAAUGGCCAGUGGGUUUCAAUAUCUCACAAAUGUGCUGAUGUUGACUCAGAAAUGAGUAUUGCUCUUGGAGUAUCUAAAGCUAUUUUGAGCAAUGUACUUCUUUGCCAUCAGGAGGAAUCAAAUUGGCCAUUAGAUAAGGAUAAUGAAGUUAAAAAAAGGUUUGAUGCAAUAUUUGGUGCUGAACAUUACAACAAAUGCCUAACACAUAUUAAAGAUUUAAGAAAAUCACUAAUGGAAGAAAUGAGAACAAUGAAAACAGAUCUGCAUUAUUUGAAAGAAUAUAAGAAAGAAGCUGGAGAAAAAAGAGCUAAGAUGACAAAUGUAGAGUUAAAAAUUUCUAAGCAUAAUGAUGAUAUUGCUUGCAUUAAAGUCAAACUGAUGCCUGUUCAAAACAGAUUGAAAGAGCUUGCAGAGCUUGAAGAUAAAAUUAGUGCUUUGCACAUAGAAUGUGAGAAAGAAAAGGCAAGAUUAGGAGCUGUAAAAAACUCAAUAAGUGAAUAUAGAAAAAAUAUUACUAUUGAGUUCAAAGGAACUACAGAUGAGUUAAAAGAAACCAUUCGAAAUUUUGGCCAAGAACUCAAGAAGAAAGAGGCUAAAGUUGAAACCCUUGAAAAAGAAGGAGAAGAUGUUGCAAAAGAAAUAGAAAGAAACCAACAGUUAAUUGGAACGGAAAGAAUGAAAAUAGGUCAACUUAUGCGUGAUUUUGAAAAUCACAAAGAUCUGAUCGAUAAACGCAAUGCUGCUCUUUUGAAACUGUCCAAUGAAUUGUGCCUAAAUACAUCAUUUUCUGAACUGACUCAGGGCAGAGAAGCGGAUCGUAUUAUGGGUCUGGUUGAUGAAGAGAUCUCUAAAAAGAAAGAUAGUAUUAAACAAUUGGAGAAGGAGCAAAGAACAGCCAUUUCAAAACUUCAAUCAGAAAUAGAUAACACGAGAGAGUCUCGGUCCAAACUGGAACAGAGCAUAGAAAACAAACGCUUUACUAUCAGACAGACCAGAACGGAUUUACAGAAAAUCAAAUCUGAUAUUUCUGAUGUUGAUCAAUCGACACAACUCCUUAGCCAAUUAGAAACCAAAAUCGAUAGAGUGAAAAAUGAACUGGAUAUUGUUUUGAAAAGCACUAAUGUAGAAAAACUUGAAAAUGAUAUUAAAUCUGCUGAGGCCGAAAGAAAUAGGUAUGAAGAAGAGUUGUGCAUCCUCGAAAAGGAUAUUCAAGUUCUUCAACUCCAGAGCAAAGAACAGGCUAAACUAGAUGUUCAACACAAAACCAAAAAAGCAACUGAAGUCGAAAUAAUAAAACUAAAAAAUAAACACAGUUCUACUUUAAAGCACUUACUUGGAGAGAUACCUGAAAUGGGAAUCAAAAUGCAACUGGAUGCAUAUCUGAAUAAAUUGAGUGAUCAGAUAAAAUCUAAAAAUGAAGAAAUCAAAAUAAAAGAAAAUGAAAUUAUUCAAUAUGAAGCUGAAAAAAGAUACUCAUAUGCCAAGUUAAAAACAUUAAAGGAAACGGUUGAAACUGAUGAAUUUUCAAUAAAUAAAAUCUGUGAAGGUAAAGAUUUAGAUGAGUAUCUUGCAGAAAUAACGAGUAAAUUAGAAGAAUUGCAAGAUCAAAAGGGAACAUUGUCAGCUUCACAGUUUAUGUCAAGACGAUAUAUACAAAGUUUACAACAAAAAGAACCAUGCUGUCCUCUUUGUCACAGAGGUUUCACCAAAGAAGAAGAAGUUACAGAGCUUAUACAAGAGUUGACCCUUAAGGUGAAAGAAGUGCCAUCAAAACUACGUACCAACAGAGACAAUUUAGAAUCUAUGCAAGAAAAACAUAAAAAUUUGCUGCAGUUAAAACCAAAGUUUGAUAAAUUGUCUGCUAUGAAGUUCACAGAGAUACCUAAUCUUGAAUCAGAUUUGAAGAAACUGGAAAAGAAAUUAGCCAAUGCUAGAGAGGGGCUAGAGGUUCUUCAAAAUGAUCUACAGCAGCCUGAAACUGAUGUAUCACUUGGCAAAGGAAUUCUGAGUGACAUUGUACUUCUGGAGCAACAUUCUGCUGACCUCCGCAGAAUUGAUAGAGAAAUUGCCAAGUUGGAAGCUAACAUGCCUCCUGGUAGCACACGGACAUUAGAAGAGAGUUUACAAGACCAGAAAGAAUUAAGAGAAAAAGUUCUACUUGCACGAAGGGAUUUAGAAGAAAAACAAAGUACGAAAAAUAGGUUUAUCGAUAAGAGAAACAAAUUGCAGGAAGAGAAAAAUGCUAUUCAGAACCAACAAUUUAAGAUUAGUGGGAAUGCUCAGAUGCGUGCUCAACUAAUUGAAAGAAGAGAUGAACUUGAAAGUCUAGAGGUAAUGUUACAGAUGGAAGUAGAUAAAGGGUCUGAGGAUUUAGAGGCUUUAUCUCGGCAAUUGGAAUCUCUUCUUCGGCAAAGGAAAUCUCUUGAAUCAUCUCAAACCAUAGCACUAGAUGAAGAAAGGCAGAAAGUAAAGAAAUUAGAAAGUCGAUAUGGCGAAAUCUCAACCCAGCAGAGCAGGAUCUCUGAGUACGAACACUCAGGAGGAUCAAAAAAACUUGAACAGGCCCAACAAAACCUUGCCACUCUUGAAAGUAAAGGAGAUUCCCUUCAAAUGAAGAGGAUGGCUAUCAGUGAUGAGCGUGAUAGUUUGAAAAAUUAUCUAAUCACCCAAAAUGCUCGUCAGAGAGAGUUGAAUGACAAUCUUAAAUUACGUGAAACACUGAUAGAAGAGAAAGAAUUAGUUCAAAAUAUUUCAGUAUUGAUUAAUAAAAUAGGAGAUUUAGAUUGUACUAAAUUAAAUCAAGAAAGGAUAUCGUUGAAAAAAAAUGAAGAGAGAUUUUAUCAUGAAAUGUCAUCUACAGAGGGAGCACUACGAGAACUAAAGAAUACAAUGAGGUCUAUUGAGGAUGAACUGAAUAAAGAUCAAUUUAAGAAUGCUGAUAAAAAUUACAGGGAUAAACUUAUAGACUUAGAGGUUACUGAUGCUGCAGCUGAAGAUUUGAACAAGUACUAUGUAGCAUUUGAUAAUGCUCUGAUCACAUUCCACAAUGAGCGUAUGCAGCAAAUCAAUAAAGUCAUUCAUGAACUAUGGAGAAGAAUAUAUUCAGGAAAUGACAUUGAUUCAAUUCAAAUCCACACUGAACAGGAGGGAUCCACAUCAGCUGAUAAAAGAAAAGUCUACAACUACAGAGUUGUUCAAAUGAAGGAUGGAAAAGAACUUGAUAUGAGAGGUCGAUGCAGUGCUGGUCAAAAAGUUCUUGCAUCUCUUAUAAUAAGGAUAGCACUGGCUGAAACAUUUGGAUCAAAGUGUGGUGUUCUUGCUCUUGAUGAACCUACCACUAACCUUGAUCAUCAGAAUAUUGAGAAAUUAAGUAUAGCACUAAAAGAGUUAGUGGAAACACAUGCAAUAAGAAAAAAUUUCCAGCUAAUUGUUAUUACACAUGAUCAAGGGUUUUUAAGAAUACUAACAGAAAUAGAAAAGAUCGAUCAUUACUUUGAGUUAUCAAGAAAUAUGGAGGGAAAAUCAGUAGUCUCAAAGAUUGUCUUACAAUAAUAAGAGCAACACAUUUGGAGACAAACAAAUUCAAAUUUUUCGCUGUUAAUUAUUGUUUUAAAUUUAUUUUUCAACUUGUUUUCUUGAAACGAGAAUACUUCCUUGAGAAAUUUAUUCCAAUGUUGCAUAGUAUAUAUAAUAUACUCAACUAGUUUAAAUUAUUUAUUUUAUUUGUUGAUAUUAUGUAAUAAUUGUCUAUCAGCUUGUGGAUAUAUGUUUUUUAAAAAUUGUAUUAAAGAUUUAUGUUCAUUAAUACUAGUUUAUCCUAAAUUUAUGGAUAUGCUUUUGUUUGUUUUAAAUAUAUUUUUUGCCCUAUUCAAUUUAUUUUAUUUUCCAUUGCAGAC
Messenger RNA from Nezara viridula (southern green stink bug), 4408 nucleotides. Lineage: Eukaryota; Metazoa; Arthropoda; Insecta; Hemiptera; Pentatomidae. The record is from the annotation of a GenBank genome assembly.